AUGCGGAGCUCACUAUCUGUUGCUACUCUGGUAGCCUUUGUUGCUACUGUGUCGGGAUCGGUCGCUCCUCUUCGUGAGAGUGACAUUGAACAUCUCCACGAAGUCAAUCAGGGCCCAUCGGAAUCAGUCUUCUUUCCGGGUUUGUUUCCGACACUGUUAUCCCAGGUAGGCGGUACUCCGAACUUUCUCGAUGCACUGCUUGGAGAUGCAAAGCCAACAGAUACCCCGAGUCCGGAGCCUUCCAGUCCCCCUGAGGCUGUCAGUCCGGUGGAAACGCCGACUCCUGCGGAAACACCCUCUCCAGCAAAGACAUCCACUCCAAUUGAGUCUCCUGCUGCCUCGGAAGAACCUGAUUCGCAGAGUCUCACAUCUCCUUCAGCACCUGCCUCGCCGCAAACACCGAGUUCUUCAGGUGUUCCCUCGUUGCAGUCUUCUACACCGGUCCCUUCCUCCGCAGGAGGUGCCCCCACAACUGUGACCUAUACUUUGACCCCAGCCUCGAGCCAAAGUUCGUCAUCAAAGCAGAUUCAGACAUUCUCAACUCGCCCAAAGCCAGACCCAACCUUCGCCCCGGCGUCCAAGACAUGUGCUCCCAAAGGACAACCCUCGCGUCGUGUCUUCUGGUUGGACCAACAGGACCACAAAGGACAAGGCGCUGGUCUGGCUCCCUAUAUCUCCGAAGAUAACUCGUACCCCGUCUACCGAAAUGUGAUGCACUACGAUGUUGCGAACGAUGGUACGGGCGAUCAGACAGCAAACCUCCAGAAAGCUAUCGAUGACACCGGAACCGGGGAUAGUCGCAAAGGACAUGGGGUCACUCGCUUCCCUGCUGAGGUGUAUCUCCCCAGUGGUGUCUACCAGCUUGGAAGCACGCUCAAAUUGACCGUUGGAACUAUCAUUGUUGGUAACCCCAACAAUCCACCCGUCAUCAAAGCAUCUCCCAGUUUCCGUGGCCAAUUCCUAGUUCUGGGAUACGACAAAAACAACGGAAACCCUGAAACUAGUUUCAUGAUGGUGAUGAAGAACGUGAUCUUGGACACAACUUCGGUGGAUGCCAAUGUCGCCAUCACUGCCCUCCAAUGGGGCGUGGCUCAAGGAUCCGGUUUGACCAAUGUCGAGGUUCGCAUGCCGACUGGCCCUGGUACACACACCGGUAUUGAUCUAAAUGCUGGUUCAACUAUUGCUGUCACCGAUGUGCGCAUCAUCGGCGGUGCCACCGGUAUCAAAAACUCGAAUCAACAGGUCAAUUUCAAAAACAUCCACUUUACCGCGGUUGGCACAGCCUUUUAUGCCGCUGGCGGAUGGACUGUGCUGCUCCAGGGUGCGACUUUUGAGUCCUGUGGUACUGCUGUCAACAUGACCGAUAAUGGACUAGGCAGUCUGGUUCUACUAGACUCGACGUCGACCAACAGUGGAACUGUCAUUCUGUUCCAUGACUCCUCUCAUGACGACGGGAACCAGAACAGCCAGUUCACUAUUGAGAAUCUUUCCCACGAUUCCCAGCACCCUAUCGCGGUUGAUAGCACCGGUGCUACUCGCUUAGGACCUGCUUCGCACAUUGACACUUAUGUCUGGGGCUCAAGAGUACCUGGCCAGUAUGAAACUGGAAAGGCUUUCGUUACUCAGCGAUCGGAGAAUCUACUGGUUGGUGGCAAGUAUUUUACCAAGGCCCAACCUACCUAUGGGGAAUAUGGCGAUGAUGAUAUCGUGAACGUUAAGACGGUGCCGGGCCAUGUCGUCAAGGGUGAUGGCCGAACUGAUGAUACGGAGGCUUUGAAUGCUAUCUUGUUGAAGAACGCUGGGGAGUGCAAGAUUACCUACAUUCCAUUUGGUGUUUACCGAGUUUCCGAUACUCUCUUCGUACCUGUGGGCACUCGAAUGGUUGGUGAGGCAUGGGCUGUCAUCUCAGGCUAUGGUGAUGCCUUCAAGAAUCCCCGUCAACCUCGUGCGGUUGUCCAGCUUGGUCGCCCUGGAGAUGUCGGCGUUAUUGAAAUUCAGGACAUGCGGUUUGCAGCAGGUGAAAUUCUCCCUGGUGCAAAGAUUUUGGAGAUUAACGCUGCCGGAGCCCAACCUGGAGAUGUUGGUCUAUGGAACACCAUCGUCACAGUUGGAGGUACCGCCGAAACGACAAUUUCCAAUAGCUGUACCUCACAGGAUCCCAAGGACUGCAUGGCUGCCUUCAUGGUGAUGCACCUAACAAACAGCUCGUCUGCAUACAUCGAGAACUUCUGGGGAUGGACAGCGGACCACAACCUGGAUAGCGAAUCUCUUCUCACCAUCAUUUCGACCGGUCGUGGUAUUUUGGUCGAAGCGACUCAAGGCACCUGGCUCACCGGUACUGGCUCCGAGCACCACUGGCUCUACAACUACAAUUUCCACAAGGCCGAAAACGUGUACGCCGGUCUUCUCCAGACUGAGUCGCCUUAUAUGCAAGGUUCUGGCGAAUAUGAGAAGGCACCCGCACCCUGGUUUGCCUAUGCCCAAUAUGGAGAUCCGGACUUCUCAUGGUGCUCCACUGACGACGACAAAUGUCGCAGCGCGCUGGCCACUAAUAUUGACGGGGGCUCCAACAUUGCCCUCUACAAUUCUGCUGCCUGGGCCUUCUUCGAUGGGUCGUGGAAUGGUCUCUACAAUGAGCCCUGUGAGGGUAAGUGUCAAUCGAAUAUGAUGCGUGUUGUUGGAUCGCCACACAACUUGGUGUGGUACUCGAUCGGCACCCGCAUGACGGAUGUGAUGAUCUUGGACGGAAAGACUAAUCCGACCGAGACGAGCCAUCCUGGUGGAUGGGAAGGAAUAAUUCAGGCCUAUAGAGAAUUCUCUGCAUAG
Molecule: messenger RNA, 2826 nt
Organism: Penicillium manginii
Lineage: Eukaryota; Fungi; Ascomycota; Eurotiomycetes; Eurotiales; Aspergillaceae
Product: glycoside hydrolase family 55 protein
Exons: 3
Coding region: 1-2826 (941 amino acids)
Molecular function (GO): polygalacturonase activity
Source: RefSeq, a predicted model, not a curated record